CGAGGCCGGGCGCGGGAGGCGGCGGCGGCGGCCCCGGGAGCUGCCGAUCGGCUCCGGGACAAAGGCGCGGCCGCCCGGCGCCCCGAGCAGCCCGAGUCGGGGCGCACAGCCGGGGCGCAACCUGCGCCCCCCGCCGCGACUGACAUGAUGUUUCCACAAAGCAGGCAUUCGGGCUCGUCACACCUACCCCAGCAACUCAAAUUCACCACCUCGGACUCCUGCGACCGCAUCAAAGAUGAGUUUCAGCUCCUGCAGGCUCAGUACCACAGUCUGAAACUCGAAUGUGACAAGCUGGCCAGCGAGAAGUCAGAGAUGCAGCGUCAUUAUGUGAUGUACUACGAAAUGUCCUACGGCUUGAACAUCGAGAUGCACAAGCAGGCUGAGAUCGUCAAGAGGCUGAAUGGGAUAUGUGCCCAGGUCCUGCCCUACCUUUCCCAAGAGCACCAGCAGCAGGUCUUGGGAGCCAUCGAGAGGGCUAAGCAGGUCACUGCACCUGAGCUGAACUCCAUCAUCCGACAGCAGCUCCAAGCCCACCAGCUGUCCCAGCUGCAGGCUCUGGCCCUGCCUCUGACCCCACUGCCUGUGGGGCUGCAGCCCCCUUCGCUGCCAGCGGUUAGCGCAGGCACCGGUCUCCUCUCGCUGUCGGCACUGGGCUCCCAGGCCCACCUCUCCAAGGAAGACAAGAAUGGGCAUGAUGGUGACACCCACCAGGAGGACGACGGCGAGAAGUCGGAUUAGUGGGGAGCUGGGAUGGGGUGGGUGGGUGGGAACAAAGGGAGACAGACACAGAGAGAGAGGAAUGUUCAGCGCAAGACACAGUAUAGCUCGGGUUAUUGGCUAAACUCUGGUAGUAUUUAUGGUAGCCGCCUGCUGGGGCCCUCGCCCUGCUUGUGUGCCACCCCCUGGCUUUGCUCCUACACCCAGCUCCCAGCUUCCCUCCUCCCCUGCAGCCUGAAUGGGUGCAUACCUGCUCAUACCACAGAUGAGGCAAGCUGAGGCCUGGAGGCGCCUGCGGGAGGCCAGGUCAGAGGGAGCAAAACCUCAAGAGGUCCAACACCCCCUGCACUUCCCCGAUUCUUCGCACAUGUGUAACUGACAGUCUGCCCACUGGGCCCUUCCAGGCACACCUGGCCUCCCACCCUGGCACUGCAUGCAAACACAAUGCUAGCUGCCCCUCCCCGCCCUGGGCGCCCCAGUCUCCCCCUCCCACCCACUCACCCUCUGCUAGUUCCCAACACCCACUUGGGCCUCUCCCCUUGCCCACAAAAGAAAGAGGGGCCAGGAGAAGCCACCUUAGCCCGGACAGCAGGGUGGGGCGGGCAACCCAGAUUUCCCUUUCUCCCCUUCCCGAAUAAAGAUGAGGGUACUCAAGUUGUCUUGGUUUUUAUUUUUAUUUUUUUUCCUUUUUCCAGUAUACUAGCUUGUCUUUUUAAAAAAGGGAUAUUAAAAAAAAAAGACAUAAAAAUGUUGAAAAAAAAAAAGCAACACCCACACCUGUGUCUGUAUAUAGCCUUUUUAGACUGUCAGCUUUUGUUGUGUUCAGUCGUUUGAUCUCUACGAAGAGAAGUGAAAAUGCUGUAUCGAGGGUGGGCUUAGCUGUGCCUUUCAAAUAAAGAUGUGAGAAGGUUG
Molecule: messenger RNA, 1629 nt
Organism: Phacochoerus africanus (Common warthog)
Lineage: Eukaryota; Metazoa; Chordata; Mammalia; Artiodactyla; Suidae
Gene: TLE5
Product: TLE family member 5, transcriptional modulator
Exons: 7
Coding region: 145-738 (197 amino acids)
Biological process (GO): negative regulation of canonical Wnt signaling pathway; regulation of DNA-templated transcription
Cellular component (GO): transcription regulator complex; nucleus
Molecular function (GO): transcription corepressor activity; protein binding
Source: RefSeq, a predicted model, not a curated record